Messenger RNA from Pseudopodoces humilis (Tibetan ground-tit), 4993 nucleotides. RefSeq names its product ankyrin repeat and SOCS box containing 11 (gene ASB11). The record is from RefSeq and is a predicted model, not a curated record. Gene Ontology annotation, molecular function: protein binding. Lineage: Eukaryota; Metazoa; Chordata; Aves; Passeriformes; Paridae. Gene Ontology annotation, biological process: protein ubiquitination; intracellular signal transduction; positive regulation of protein catabolic process.
AUGGAGGGCAGUUCUAUACUCCAUUCUUUCACUAACAUUUAUUUUGCCAUUUUUGCUUUGUUUUGCUUCAAGCUUUUAAUUAAGAUUUCCUUGGCUUUGCUGACCCAUUUCUAUAUUGUUAAAGGCAACAGAAAAGAAGCUGCCAGGAUAGCAGAAGAGAUCUAUGGAAUAGUCCCAGGCAGCUGGGCAGACCGAUCCCCUCUUCAUGAUGCUGCCUUCCAGGGACGCCUUCUCUCCCUGAAAACCUUGAUUGCACAGGGUUUCAACGUGAACCUGGUGACGACAGACCGUGUGUCAGCUCUCCACGAGGCCUGCCUGGGCGGCCACGUCGCCUGCGCCAAGCUGCUGCUGGAGAACGGUGCCCAGGUCAAUGCAGCCACCAUUGACGGCAUCACCCCUCUGUUCAACGCCUGCUGCAGCGGCAGUGCAGCCUGUGUCAACAUGCUGCUGGAAUUUGGAGCCAAGGCACAGCUGGGGACCCACCUGCCUUCGCCCAUCCAUGAAGCAGUCAAGAGAGGUCACAGGGACUGCAUGGAGACCCUUCUGGCCCAUGAGGUUGACAUUGACCAAGAAGACCCUCAGCAUGGGACCCCUCUCUACAUGGCCUGCUCAUACCAGAGGACAGAAUGUGUCAAAAAGCUUUUGGAGCUAGGAGCCAAUGUGAACGUGGGGAAGAGAUUAGAUACCCCCCUGCAUGUGGCAGCGAGGAAAUCCAGUGUAGAGAUAGUUGUCUUGCUGACAGACUAUGGUGCUAACCCAAAAUGCAGAAAUGCUGACCUCAAAUGUGCCCUGGAUCUUGCCACGCCCCACAGCAAAGUGGAGCAGGUUCUUCUGCUUCGGGAAGGUCCUGCCAGCCUUGCCCAGCUGUGCCGGUUGUGUAUCAGAAGGCGUCUGGGUCGGUCGUGCCUAUACACAGUCCACAGGCUGCACCUGCCUGAGCCACUCGAGAACUUCCUCCUUUAUCGAUAAGCCAGUGACUGUCUUUAGACUGGGAAAGAAAGAGGAACAAAUGGUUGUUUACUCCAAGAUUACUAUAUCAAAGAAAAAAAUUCAAAGGCAUCAUUCACUGUCUUCUGUGGCUGCCAAGCUGUGUGAUGGUAAAAAUUGAAAACAUCUUUUCACAGGCAGUAAAUGGUAUUAUGGAUACAGUUUCCUCACAAUCUAUUACCACAUCAACUUGCACCAGCCUGAGAAGUUCUACUAUGUAAACAGCUCACUUGGCAUGUGUUUGUAAAUGCAUAUGCACACGUCCACUUACGCACAUACACACUGAGAUUUUCCCUGCAUUUAGGGCUAUAUUUAUUUGUACAAUAUCUGUGCAGCUUCUUCCCUUUGUCUGUCCAAUCUCAGUGUCAAAAUCAAGGCAGUGGAUGUUUUUCUUCCAUUAAUAUGUGAAAAUGAAAGCUUUCAGUCACAAACAUCAGACGUAUACAACAUAAUGAACAUAUUUUAUCAGCUUUGAUUUUGCAUCCUUUCAUCUUCUUCCUAUUGUCUACUGCAGCCCAAUCAAUUUCCAGUGGUCUCUGGCUGUUUAGCCACUGUAUAUACCUGAGCACAGCUAUCCCCAGUGCUAACACACCUUGUCCUUGGAGGCACAAGUGAUGUUAUGAAAGCAAGUGCAUGGGUUUCAAGCAAACCCACAAAAAUGUGUGAAAGCCUUAAAAAACCCUUUCAUCUCUUCUAGGAAAAAAAUCCCUCCAAAGCUAUAUCACCUGAGAUCUGCCUGUAUUCAUUACAUGAAUAUUUCUUCACAGCUUAAUUCCAUGACAGAACUUUUCACAUGUUUUUAUAGGCACAGUAAGUGAUAUUUCAAUGUCCAUCCUUUGCAAGGUUUAAAGAAAAGCAAAGGAAGGAGUACUCCUUUUUUCAGCUUUGCAUGCCUGUCAUUUCUCAAGGUGAGUCCUUGGACUGUGGAGCUGGAGAGAAGCAGGGCCACUAAAGAUGAUUGUGCAUCACCCAAAUGUUGAGCUUUUGGGACUGGAUUGUUAAUGGAUAAAUGUUGGAUUUUCCUCACCAGGAGUGGUUUGCAGGCUUGUCUGCUCCCUCACCCCCCAUUCUGGAGGCUUUGAUUACCUCCCUAGAAGAAAGGAUUUUUAGAGUGUUAUAAUUGUCCAUUGUGGUAUUAGUUUAAAUAAUGUGAGGAUUAGCAGUUUGGAAACGGUGGGGCUGAAAGCUUGCACCUCUUUGAAUUGAGAAAUGUGGUAUUCAGUGACACUUGCAGUGCCUGUCUGACUUUGAAAACAUUUGUUUAUUUUUCCUGGGGAGGUUCUUCUGGAGGAUGAAGCAUUUCUUCAGAGCCAAGUUUUGGUAAACUUCUGCCAUGAGACAGGCAAUGGUGUUUCACUAAUUGUAGUACAAUACAAGUAAUCAUUUCCCAUUGUAGUACAAUGGGAAGCAGAAUUAAAAGGAGGCUGUCUCCAUUUCACUGAACUUCACAGGUCCAUGAGGCUGCUGACACAUUUUCAGGCUGUGAAAUGUAGUGGUUUCUUUAUGAGCUAGGCACACUGGUACCAAUUUUCACUGCCCAUACAUCUUAAGUCAGAGAGAAUUGGCCUCCUGGAGUCUGGAUACAGGACUGGCUUCCAACAGUAUUCAGGCUCCUGCCCCUGCUCCAGCAGCAGCAAUCUCUGGUUCAAUGCUAAUCCCUUAAUGUCACCAUGACAGUUUCUCUGAGACAAAGGUCUAAUGUUUCCCAUACUUCUUUAUGAUUAAUUCAGCACAAGUAAGAUAAAUUGAGCUCUCAGCAGCUCAUGAGACUGGAACCUUCAACAUUACAGCCAAAAAUGGAUGAGGUUUUCAGCCUGUGUUUGCACAUAUUGAGUGUUAUCUGAUGGCAAGAGCUAUUGCCCAUAAAGUUGUCAGUGACAUCAAUGACCUUGUAUGGUAUAAUACAUCAUGAACCUCAGGUAUUUGAACACUAAAUUCUCAAAAGCCUUUGAAAAUAAAAUACUAUCAAGAAAGAUAUGUCUAUAUUAAUCUGAUGUCAGCAGAUCUCUCUCAGUUCUAUCUUUACUGCAAACUCACCUGCUCUGCUAAUAAGGUAGCAGUGAGAAUACCAACUGCUCUCUAAAUAGGGAGACAGAGGCUCAGCUGUGUGAGUUGCCAGACUUGCACUGCAAUCAAGGGACUAAGGCAAUUUAUGAGAUCUAUUUCAGAAUCUGUAAUGCUGAAUUGAUUUCCUUCUGCGAUCAUCAAUGAGAGCAGUAUUUCACUUGCAUAGGAUUUAAAACUGAAAAAAUGUAUCUCCAUUAAGAAAAUGCAGUCUAUUCAGCCUCUCAGAAAAGUUUUAUCUCAAGAAGCAAGAGAAGGUGCCCUAUAUUUUAUCCUGAUGUUAGCUUCCCAUAAAAAAAUCACCUUACCUUUCCUUCUUCCUGGAGACAGCAUUCUUUCUGAAAUUCUGUAUAUCAGAGAGUCUGACAGCCUUAAUAAAUCAGGAGAGAAGUUCAGGAGUCCUGAGACUAAGAAAUCUCAUUACAGACUUUACCUAGACUUUCUUCCUCUUAUCUCAAAAUAUGUAGUUACCCAUUUAAUUCUCAUUGACUGUGCUUUGUGUCAUAACGUUGCAUGGAAAUACUGAGGAAAUGGCUGGAGGAGGUAUUUAAUUUUUGUUUUCAAAAAUUCCAUCUCAUGUGAGGAUAAGGAAAGGCUGGGACAAUUUUCUAUGAGGCUAUUGAGUCUUGGUGAUUUUUCAAAAUGAGUUUGGAAAACAUCUGUCAGCUGCUUUUCUGAAGGCAGGAGAUGGGAAACUAAUCUCACAAGCUCUCUUUUCUUUAAAGCAAGUGGUGUCUUCUCUGUCAUUCUAUGAUCAUUGACUGAAAUCAGUUAUUUGGGUAAGGUAUGGCUUUCCUGGGGAUACAGACACUUGUAUGUGCUGCAAUUCCACUGCUAUACAGUGCUCUCUCAGUCUCUUGCCCAAAAUCUGGCUCCACAGGUUUCCCUGUAAUUUGAGAUUAAUUUUUCCCAGAGUUUUCUCUGCAAGCAUUCUGGCCAAUGGGCCAUGUCCUCAGGGACAUACAACAGUGACUAUAAAUAGGCCAACACAUUUUGGGAGGGCUUAAUAAACAAUAUUUCUUAAGGCAGUUAGGAAAAGAAAUUUCAUUCUGAUUUGGCUCCAAAAAGAUCUCUGCUUUGAUCUCCUGACCAGCCUGUUGGGUUCAAGGUGACUUCUGUUCUACAGUGCAACUUUGUUAUUGGCAUUUAACAAUCCUCCAUCCUGUUUAGGACUCAACUUCCACAGCAGAUCUGCCAGUCCCUGAAUUUCUGUCUGUCCAGUUGAAUCUGUCAUUCAGAGAGUGAAAUUAAAAAGCGUAGGGCAAUGCUAGACUGUUGAAACCUGUUAUGCUGUAGGAGUUGAAAUUCCCAAGGUGCCAACACCCCACCUCCCCAGGCAGAUGCAGGCUGUGAGGGAGGCUCUGUCUGUCUGUCUGUCCCCCUGUGUGCUCUCUCCUUGCCUGUGCCACUUUGGCAGUGGGACGGGAGGAUCAUCUCCUUCCGACUCUGUCUUCCCCAAGGGAAUCUGAGCCAGGCCAACAUCCUCCUCAAGGCACUUAGAUUUCUUCUCUCCACACACGCUAGAAAUAAAUGUUGUGUUGUCCUGUGCAAAGCCCUGCAAACAGGGUCAGUGUCCCCUCAGUGCCACUCCCUGCCUACUCAGCAGGACGGGAGGCACAGGGGCUGCCCAGCACCCUUCUGUCCCAAGCCUGUCCCUCUCCUGCAGCACAGCUCUGCUGUUGGCAUUUAACACCCUUCCAGUCUUUACUGGAUUGAAAAUACUGGUGCUGUGUCCCAGCAUGGCAUUAGGGCAAGUCUGGUAAUGAAAAUUAAAUACAUUCACUGACUCUUAGCUGAAAAAUAUGUCUGACUUGUAUCCUGGGGUGAUGGUUCCUGAUGCCUUUGUCUAAUUUUUAUUUUUUGUUUCAGAAAUUAGCGUUUUCCACAUGCCAAUUGCUUCUCACUGUGUUUAUUUUUUUUAAUGUUCUGAGUGAGAUAUAUA